Molecule: messenger RNA, 1359 nt
Organism: Arvicola amphibius (Eurasian water vole)
Lineage: Eukaryota; Metazoa; Chordata; Mammalia; Rodentia; Cricetidae
Gene: Tacr3
Product: tachykinin receptor 3
Exons: 5
Coding region: 1-1359 (452 amino acids)
Biological process (GO): positive regulation of flagellated sperm motility; G protein-coupled receptor signaling pathway
Cellular component (GO): sperm midpiece; plasma membrane
Molecular function (GO): tachykinin receptor activity
Source: RefSeq, a predicted model, not a curated record
AUGGCUUCAGUCCCCACCGCCGAGAGCUGGACCGACGGGGCGGCAGGCGUGGGAACGCAGGCAGAGAACCUGAGCGCUGGGUUGGGGGUCACUGAGUGGCUUGCGCUCCAGGCUGGCAACUUCUCCUCGGCUCUAGGGCUGCCGAUGACAUCCCAGGCACCUUCCCAGGCCCGGGCCAACCUCACGAACCAGUUUGUGCAGCCGUCCUGGCGGAUCGCACUCUGGUCGCUGGCCUAUGGCUUGGUGGUGGCUGUGGCAGUCUUUGGAAACCUCAUCGUUAUCUGGAUCAUCCUGGCCCACAAGCGCAUGAGGACCGUCACCAACUAUUUCCUGGUAAACCUAGCUUUCUCCGACGCCUCCAUGGCCGCCUUCAACACCUUGGUCAAUUUCAUCUAUGCUCUUAACAGCGAAUGGUACUUUGGCGCCAACUACUGCCGCUUCCAGAACUUCUUUCCCAUCACAGCGGUGUUUGCCAGCAUCUACUCUAUGACAGCCAUUGCAGUGGACAGGUAUAUGGCCAUUAUCAACCCUUUGAAACCAAGACUGUCUGCCACGGCCACUAAGAUUGUCAUUGGGAGUAUUUGGAUUUUGGCAUUUCUACUUGCCUUCCCUCAAUGUCUUUACUCCAAAAUAAAAGUCAUGCCAGGACGUACUCUUUGCUAUGUGCAGUGGCCAGAGGGUCCCAAGCAACAUUUCACGUACCACAUCAUUGUCAUCAUCCUGGUGUACUGUUUCCCAUUGCUCAUUAUGGGCGUCACCUACACCAUAGUUGGAAUUACUCUCUGGGGAGGAGAGAUCCCAGGAGACACCUGUGACAAGUACCAUGAGCAGCUGAAGGCUAAACGAAAGGUUGUAAAGAUGAUGAUCGUUGUUGUGGUGACAUUUGCCUUCUGCUGGCUGCCCUACCACAUUUAUUUCAUCCUCACCGCCAUCUACCAACAGCUGAACCGGUGGAAAUACAUCCAGCAGAUCUACCUGGCUAGUUUCUGGCUAGCAAUGAGCUCAACCAUGUACAACCCCAUCAUCUACUGCUGUCUGAACAAAAGAUUCCGCGCAGGCUUCAAGAGAGCAUUUCGCUGGUGCCCUUUCAUCCAAGUCUCCACCUACGACGAGUUGGAGCUCAAGACCACCAGGUUUCAUCCCACGCGGCAGAGCAGCCUGUACACUGUGAGCAGGAUGGAGUCGGUGACCGUGCUGUUUGACCCCAAUGACGGGGACCCAGCCAAGUCCAGCCGGAAGAAAAGGGCGGUCCCCAAAGACCCAAGUGCCAAUGGCUGCUCCCGCAGAGAUUCCAAAUCUGCCUCCACUACGUCAAGCUUCAUAAGCUCACCCUAUACCUCUGUGGAUGAAUAUUCCUAA